Polistes dominula (European paper wasp) is the source of this 995-nucleotide messenger RNA. RefSeq names its product putative gamma-glutamylcyclotransferase CG2811. The record is from RefSeq and is a predicted model, not a curated record. Gene Ontology annotation, molecular function: gamma-glutamylaminecyclotransferase activity. Gene Ontology annotation, cellular component: cytosol. NCBI's taxonomy places the organism in Eukaryota, Metazoa, Arthropoda, Insecta, Hymenoptera, Vespidae.
GAGUUUCAUUUCAAACGUGUUUUCCUAUUGUCCUUUUACAACAUUUUUUAACUUUCAUUAAUAGUAUUUUUUGAAAAAACGUUAUACAAUUAUAAAGCAAUGAUCUUUCGAAUUGCAUCGACCGUCUUGUUAACAAGCAUCACUGUAUUGGAAUUUAGUACAAUAUUUAAUUACGCAACGAACUACUCGAAAUUGUUAAACGAGAAUCCUUUGCAUCGUAUAUUCGUUUAUGGGACCUUGAAAAGAGGAGAACCAAAUCAUAAACUUAUACAAGAUAAAGCUAAUGGAUAUGCGAAAUUCCUUGGAAUCGCUAAAACUACUUCUUCUUAUCCAUUAAUUAUUGCUACUAAAUAUAACAUUCCAUUUUUGUUGAAAAAACCAGGAGUCGGUCAUCACGUGAUGGGCGAAAUAUAUGACGUCGAUUCAAAGAUGUUGACAAAGUUGGAUGAGCUGGAAGAACAUCCAAAUUUUUAUAAGCGAACGGAAGAGGAUGUUUUGAUGGCACCCGAAUUUAAACUCAAGCAUAAUAAAAAUAUCGAAGAGGUUGGCAUGUUAACGAAGGCCUGGAUUUAUUUUUUACCAAAAUUUAAAAGUUCUUUACUGGAAAUACCCAUGUAUGAAUCUUACAGCAACGAAGGAAAUCACGGAUUAAAAUAUGGAGAAAAGUAUGUCCGUGAUCCUACGUACGAUCAUAGGAAUGAGGUUCAAUGAAUAAAUUAAUCAAAAAUAUAAGGCAAUUAUUUUUAUCUGCUAUCUUUACAGUGACGAAACUACUGCUACUAUCGAAGACGUACUUUGACAAUGAUCAAGGUCAUAUAUGCGAUAAAUAUCGUUGAAUUUAAUAUUACGAUGACCAAGAUAAUUCGUCAUAUGUAAAUUAUAUUUACAUGCAAUAUGUAUAUAUGUAUUUUAUGUAUGCCUAUAAGGAUAGAUGUGUUAAUCAAGGCUGUAAAAAAAUACGAACAAGUCCAGCUGGUCUAAAAAGUAUUUUAAUA